Messenger RNA from Scylla paramamosain (green mud crab), 788 nucleotides. RefSeq names its product zinc finger protein Pegasus-like. The record is from RefSeq and is a predicted model, not a curated record. NCBI's taxonomy places the organism in Eukaryota, Metazoa, Arthropoda, Malacostraca, Decapoda, Portunidae. The transcript has 5 exons. The coding region runs from base 205 to 537 and encodes 110 amino acids.
AACAGAACUGCAACCACGGCCAUCACUACCCAUUUCCUGUAGUGUGCUUCCUGAGCAGCCAUCCUUCCUUCCACUAGUCAAAGUUGUUCGUCCAAGGUACUCAGCUUCAACCUUCAACAUAUCUCCAAAAACAUCAGAGACUCCUAUUGAAUCUUGCUCUGAGGACCUGGCAGCUGCCUGCUGAAAAGGGAGAAGGCAGGAGGCAUGGCUUCUGGAUCUACUUUGUCUAUGUGUCCCCUGCCUUCCCUCUGCCUCGCUCCCUCCCUCCCUCAGCUGUCCUUGCCAGCCCCUCCCUCCCCUCGCAGGAAUCACGCUUCAUCCCGCCAGGGAUCAAAGGACGCGCCAGCAGCAGAGCCACCAACACACCUACCUCUCCACGCCACGUCACGACCUGGUCAGCGCAAACCCCUGCCACCCUCGCCUCCACUGCCGCCGCAGCGACAUGAAAAGGCAACAGAUCAAGAGAAGAGAAGAAAGAUUAACGUUGAGCUUGCAGCACCCUCUUGCCGCCAUUUAUCUAUUAUGAUCCAUUGGUAGCUCUUGGCAUCGCCUUGACAAUACUUAUAUUCAUAAUUUCCAAACCGAAGACCAUACGGAAAGAUUUCAUAGAUUAUCAUCAACUAUGGAAUGAAGACGUGUGAAUACUACUAAUAAUGAACAACGUGUGUGUGUGUGUGUGUGUGUGUGUGUGUGUGUGUGUGUGCGCGCCUACUGAAUAGUAUAAGUGUUCCCUGCAAACUUGAUCAACCACCUCGUGCUGACAGCCAAAAAAACAUCGAGGCAACCCA